Biomphalaria glabrata is the source of this 2332-nucleotide messenger RNA. RefSeq names its product aurora kinase C-like. Gene Ontology annotation, molecular function: protein kinase activity; ATP binding. The coding region runs from base 153 to 1118 and encodes 321 amino acids. The record is from RefSeq and is a predicted model, not a curated record. Gene Ontology annotation, cellular component: spindle pole centrosome; chromosome passenger complex; spindle midzone. Lineage: Eukaryota; Metazoa; Mollusca; Gastropoda; Planorbidae. The transcript is spliced from 8 exons. Gene Ontology annotation, biological process: protein phosphorylation; mitotic spindle organization; regulation of cytokinesis.
CUUAUAACCCCUCGUACAUUUAAAUGGGCUAGAUAAGAAGGGCUCAAACGAUUCAGAUCUAGAAAUAGAUCUACUAGAGAUCAAUUAAUUUAGACAUAAAACUCGGCUAGAUUUAUAAUCAAAGUUGUGUCUUCUACAUCCCUCCAUCCCUCAUGUUGAAAUCGAACAUGUCUUUUGAUGGUAGUUCAGUCACAGCACUGAAUAAGCUGCCUAUGAGAGUUCCUGUUGAUAAAGAAAAUGAUCCUUAUGCUAAUGCUGCCGAGAGUAAUCGCGAUGACCCUAGAUCAGAAGGCCACAAGUGCAAAGAACCUAUGAUAAAAUGGACUCUAAAAGAUUUUGAUAUAGGUCGUCCACUUGGUAAGGGAAAAUUUGGAAAUGUUUACUUGGCCAGAGAAAAGAAAAGCAAAUAUAUCGUUGCUUUAAAGAUGAUGUUUAAAUCCCAGUUACUAAAAGCUGGUGUAGAACAUCAACUGAGGAGAGAAAUUGAAAUUCAGACUCACCUUAAACAUCCUAACAUUUUGACACUAUUGGGCUACUUCUAUGAUGAGUCUCGAAUCUAUCUCAUAUUAGAAUAUGCUCCAAAGGGAGAACUUUUCAAAGAAUUACAGAAGAAUAAACGAUUUGAUGAUGCUAGAUCUGCCAGAUACAUCGCUCAACUGACUGAUGCUUUAAUUUAUUGCCACAGCAAGAAAGUCAUUCACAGAGAUAUUAAACCAGAAAAUCUUUUGCUAGGAUUGAAAGGAGAUUUGAAAAUAGCAGAUUUCGGAUGGUCUGUCCAUGCGCCGUCCUCUAGACGUCACACUAUGUGUGGCACACUUGAUUAUCUUCCCCCAGAGAUGGUAGAGGGCAAGUAUCACAAUGAAUGUGUUGACCUCUGGAGUCUUGGUGUGCUGUGCUACGAGUUUCUGGUGGGUAAACCCCCUUUUGAAACAGGCAGCCACACUGAGACCUACAAGAAAAUCUGCAAGGUGGACUUGAAGUUUCCAGAGUUUGUGUCGGAUGGUGCUAGAGAUCUUAUAUCAAAACUUUUGCGUCAUGACCCACAGGAUCGUUUGCCAUUACAAGAAGUGUUGAAGCAUCCAUGGAUUGUGAAAUAUAGACCUGCUGCUGAUAGUUAGUUUCAUUGUUGAAAAUCUUAAUUUUGUAUUUGAUAGAUUUAUUUUUUUUGCAAGCAAACUUUUUCAUUGCUUUAUUUUUUAUUUAUAACAAUCUUGAGAACAACAAUUAUCUGUACAUAUUUGUAAUCUGUAAAUAGUCUACAUAGUGAUGUAUAUAAUGUUAACAAUAUAAUAGUGCCUUUUUAUUUUGAUUUUGUAAGGCUAAAAGUUUAAGACAAGCUGUUACAAACAUGUUUAGAUGCACAUCACUUGGCUACUAAACUUGUCUUUUGUUUAGAUGCACAUUUUAGUGCGUCAUAAUUGUGUUUGAAGAGACAGCUGUGUUGUAUUUUCUUCACAAUCAUUUGACAUGCAGAUUCAAACGGGCUGUUAAUAUAGUUCAAUCACUACUAAAGACACAAUAUUUAGCCUCUAUGCUCUUUAAAAUAUUACCACACCACGAAAAUUCUCUUUCAUCAUAUCCUACUCUCUACUAACCUUUACCUUGAACUACAUUUAUGCAUAUGCAAAUUACUGUUCUUUUUUCCACCGCUUUUGUCAUGGUUCUGAAAGUUUGUUCAGUUGACCUUCCACUGGUCAGUCGACUGCUCUGUCAAGCAUGAGGUUAAACCCACUUGUGACCAGCCUGAUCUCUCUCCCUUACUGUGACAUUACCUCCCCUCUUCUCUUAAAGUUGGUUGCAUGAUAUAAUGAGUAAUACACAUAACUACAAGCACGUAGACCUAGACAUUACAAUUGAAUGUGUCCAAUGUCUACAUUUUGUAUAUACACAAUUACUCUUGCAGCUACUCUGCCAUGUGCAAAACUGAGUCACAAUAUCAAAUUUAUAUAAUAGUGAAAAAAAUCUUUUUCUAACAAUUACAAUAUUUUUUUAUGGUUGAACAAUGUAUAAAAAAAAGUACUAUUGUAAUAAAAUGAAAAUUAUAAAAUUUGUAUUGAACAUUUCUAUUCAAUGUGAUGUUAGUAAUAAAGUUCUUAUACAAUUAUUAAGUACUUUUGAAUGUAUGUCAAUCACUAAGUAGUGUAUGACUUAUAAAGUCAUUGUCAAAUAAAUUAUAGUCACUAUUAACAAAAUAAAUUUUAUGUAACUGAUAAGAUGAAGUAACUUUUUGUGCAUCUUGAUAAGUUGUCUUCUAAGAUGUUCAUCAUUUCUGAUACGUUUUUAACUGUAAAUUGGUAUUCAUUUAUCAAUAAACUCCAGUGAGUUAAGUGUU